Messenger RNA from Chaetomium globosum CBS 148.51, 192 nucleotides. RefSeq lists its product as uncharacterized. NCBI's taxonomy places the organism in Eukaryota, Fungi, Ascomycota, Sordariomycetes, Sordariales, Chaetomiaceae. The coding region runs from base 1 to 192 and encodes 63 amino acids. The record is from RefSeq and is a predicted model, not a curated record. The transcript has a single exon.
AUGCCAGAUCUCAAGGCCCUCCACGCCUGUCGCAACGUCGGCGUAGCCUCCCAUGCCGGCCAAGGGGCCAUCAAGAGACAAGCCCGGAACCUUAAUCAGACGCCGAGCCAGACGCCACAUUCUCAAGAAGGAAGGUCCUGUCGUUCAGCCCCGUCAUCGGGCCAGUUUAGCCCGAACCCGGGCUUAGUGUAG